Messenger RNA from Oikopleura dioica, 846 nucleotides. The record is from the annotation of a GenBank genome assembly. NCBI's taxonomy places the organism in Eukaryota, Metazoa, Chordata, Appendicularia, Copelata, Oikopleuridae.
AUGGGAAGGGUUAGAAAUAAAGAAGAAGAGGCCAAGGCGCUGCAGGAAGCAGCGCAAAAGUAUUACGACCUUUAUCGCUACGACGUCUUCAGCUUUCGUUAUCUGCCAAUACUUGCUUAUUUUCUUUCUGUUGCAAACUGUAUUAUCACUGUUGUUAUUUGCCUCUAUCCCGGCUGGCGAAGGGACGAUCAAGCCGGUGCUAAUGUCAAUGUCAAGGGUAUCUUUCUUCUUGACGGGGUUUGGUUCCGCUGUACAAUGAACAGUAUCAUUCGUAUUCAGUGCGAUUUCUACGCUAAGUCUAUCCUGGGGCUCCCUGCUUGGGUUCAAGUGAUGCGUACGUUUUCUGUUGCGUCAAUUGUCACUUCUGCUCUUGCCGCGUUUCUCGGGCUGAUACAAGGAGAUUGCUCUAACUGGGCGGACAUGAGUCCGAGAGGAAAAGCUAGAGUCGGUAUUCUUUGUGGAUGCUUAAAUUUUGCCACGGGAACGAUGCUUGGAAUAUGCGUGUCAUUGUAUGCAUCGAAUAUUUUAUACGAAUAUGAACAUCCUCAUAAAGAUCAGCGAUUCAGUUAUGAAUUCGGGCCGUGUAUUUAUAUGGGCUGGGGAAUGAUGUUUUCAACAUACAUUACUGGAGCAAUCUAUUUCUACACCGAUUGGAGGAGAGCUUUCCGGACGGGCUGUUGUAGUGACGAUGCGCACGAUUUUAAAGAACGGCAAGUUGAGUCGCCGAUGGAACCAAGGCCUCCACAGCAAUACGCGCCGAUUCCCGUUGCAGAGUCGACAGCAGAGUCCACUUCAGACUACUCAUCGGCGAGUCCGUCCGUGGCCGGCAGCGCACCGUGGUUGUAG